Messenger RNA from Daucus carota subsp. sativus, 1055 nucleotides. RefSeq lists its product as uncharacterized. Bases 58 to 783 code for a protein of 241 amino acids. NCBI's taxonomy places the organism in Eukaryota, Viridiplantae, Streptophyta, Magnoliopsida, Apiales, Apiaceae. The record is from RefSeq and is a predicted model, not a curated record. The transcript has 5 exons.
GUAUUUAGAUUGUUUGUUUAUGCUCUGCCUGUAGCCUGUGGAUAGACUCUGUAUGACAUGUUGACCGCCGUGAAACUACAGGCCUUAACCCUACCCCUCCAUAAAUUCAACCGCCACUAUCCACCCGCCGGUAGCCGUCCGGUGAAUCUCUGGCUACCUCGGCGGCGAUGGACUUCACUCUCGGUGCAGCAAUCAAAAAAUGACUCAGUUGUGUUGGAUGGUUCUGCACAAUUUACAUCAAGCGUCGCAACUCCACCGCCUUUGAUUCAGUUGAAUCUCACUCAACGCCACAUUCUACUCCUCAAUUUCAUCGCUUGCGCUACAGCAGUUUCCGCAACUUGGCUUUUUCUGGCGGCUAUUCCCACACUUUUGGCAUUCAAGAGAGCAGCAGAGUCGCUGGAGAAAUUACUUGAUGUUACAAGAGAGGAACUUCCUGAUACAAUGGCGGCUAUGCGAUUAUCUGGAAUGGAGAUUAGUGACCUAACUAUGGAGCUGAGUGAUUUGGGACAGGAGAUAAACCAAGGUGUUAAAAGCUCCACUCGAGCUGUAAGGUUGGCAGAAGAAAAAUUCCGACGGUUUGCAAACAUGUCUCCCCCAGCAUUGAUGCAGGUGGCAACAACGGGACAAACAAAAGCAGCAGGACCAGUGUUAGCUAGAACUGCAAGGGGUAUAAAGGAGGUUAUUGUAAAAGGCCGGAAUGCUGUACAACUAUUUUUCACCCUUACAAAAUGGUCCAGGGUGGCUAUCAACUACUUUAAGUCGCGAACCAAGGCUAGAAUCUGAAUAUGGCUUACAUGGUUAGAGAAACUUGCUUGUGACCUCAUUGCUGUUAUAUUCAGUUAAACUUUCUGUAGCAUUAGGAUAGGAUAUCGUUGCAUUUUAUCUCCUCUGUUCCUCCGUGCCUUUUGGUUUCAACCUAUAGGCUUUGAGUUGUUAGUAACCUUUUAAAUGGGUCGACAAAACUGGAACGACAGAUCCACAUUUUUUGCCUUUUUUUCUUAUGUAAUAUGGAUUACUUUUAAUUUUGUCAAGUAUUUUGUAUCAUCUUUACCCAA